AUGUUUUUAUUGGUUAUACUACUAAACCUUAAUGAAAAUGAUUCAUUAUCUAAUGAAGAAAAUGUAACUGAGUCUUUAUCAGUUACUGAAGUAUCAGAAACCACCAUUCAAUCAGAUGAUUCAACAAAACCUGAUAAUACUGCCACUACUGCUACGGUUACUGGUGCUGAUGCUACUGUUACUGGUGCUAAUGCUACUGUUACUGGUGCUAAUGCUACUGUUACUGGUGCUAAUGCUACUGUUACUGCUGCUAAUGCUACUGUUACUACUGCUGCUGGUCGUGAUGAUGAUGAUGAUGACGCUGAUGAUGAUGAUGAUGAUGACGAUGUUGUGAAGCCUAAAACCCUUCAAACACUGGUCAAACCAAAAAAGAUAUCUAAACUUGGUGAAUCCGAAGAUACUAUACCACCAAAGUAUAGAUCGAUCAAGAAAUCUGAUUAUAACAAGAUAAAAAACAAGAAAAAGUAA
Messenger RNA from Schistosoma margrebowiei, 468 nucleotides. Lineage: Eukaryota; Metazoa; Platyhelminthes; Trematoda; Strigeidida; Schistosomatidae. The record is from the annotation of a GenBank genome assembly.